Molecule: messenger RNA, 6286 nt
Organism: Phlebotomus papatasi
Lineage: Eukaryota; Metazoa; Arthropoda; Insecta; Diptera; Psychodidae
Exons: 4
Coding region: 836-6286 (1816 amino acids)
Biological process (GO): DNA integration
Molecular function (GO): zinc ion binding; nucleic acid binding
Source: RefSeq, a predicted model, not a curated record
UGGUACCGUACUGACGGUUGCCAUUUGAAUGGUUCAUCCGAAAUGGCGGAUUCCGAAGCGGCGAAUUUCGGAAGCGACUGACUUCACGUCAUUCAUUGUCUUUGUCGUCAUUCUUUUGAGCGGUCUGUCAUCGAGGCGUCAUUGGAAGUUUUCUUCAUAAGCAAUUUAUUAAUUAUCUGAGUUAUUUUGUCAAAAUUUGUGAAUUAAAUCACUAUCUGAAUUAGAAAAAAGUGUGUUCUUCAUCGUGCUGUUAAGGGAAUUGGCAGGAAUCGGGAAUCUGGUCAAAUCUCGCCAGAUUCUAAUCUUUUCCUCCAUUCUUACAGGUACACUAAUUCCCACCAAAGGGUAAUACAUUGCAUCAUUCUUAUCCUCAUCACACCUUUUGUUACCAUCACAGGUAUCACUCAAUACCCUCAAGGGGUCUUUCAAUACAGCAGUCACAUACUUAAAGCAGUCAAAUUAUUCUCAUAGGUACACUAAUUCCCACCAAAGGGUAAUACAUUGCAUCAUUCUUAUCCUCAUCACACCUUUUGUUACCAUCACAGGUAUCACUCAAUACCCUCAAGGGGUCUUUCAAUACAGCAGUCACAUACUUAAAGCAGUCAAAUUAUUCUCAUAGGUACACUAAUUCCCACCAAAGGGUAAUACAUUGCAUCAUUCUUAUCCUCAUCACACCUUUUGUUACCAUCACAGGUAAACACACCAUAAAACUGGUCCUCCGAGGCUCCUUUGAGCCAACCCUGUGCUCCAUUGCCACUUCGCUACUCAGAAGACUCUCACAUUGACGCAAUCUCCAAGCCUCUAAGCUUCCGGAAGUCACCUACACGUUCUCACGAUGGCAGAGAAAGGUGCAGCACAACGUCAGCCUAAUCUCAAACAGCUUCACCGUGAGAGAGGUCGUGUCAAGGGUCGAUUGACAAGGAUAGAGACGUACCUCAACUCAAACAGAGAGCUUUUCACUCAAGAAGUUCUCUCAGUUCAUGAGGAGAAUCUACACCACAUUCGAGAUGACUUCAAGGUUGUCCAAAAACAAAUUUACAAUACCAUUCCAGAUGAAGAAUUGGACACUGAGGAAGCUGAGGAAGACGCAUUUGAUGACAGAAUGAUAUCUGCUACCGCAAAAAUCAGGCAGAUGCUCAAGCACAUCACAAAACACACAACACAAUCAACUGGUGAAUCAUCGCAAGCAGAUGAGCGCCUACUUCAGGUUUUGGAAGUCCUAGCAAACAAGGAAUCAGAACCAAAAUCAAGAAUGAAACUUCCUGAACUCACCACGCAGACAUUCUCAGGCGAAUACGCAGAUUGGGAAUCGUUCAGAGACGUCUUCCUAUGCAACAUACACAACAAUUCAUCCCUGAGUGAUGUCCAGAAGUUUCAGUAUCUCAAAGGGCUGCUCGUGGGCAAAGCCAAGUCCGCCAUUAAGCACCUCAAAGUGACUAAUGACAAUUACAAAAAAGCUUGGCAAGUCCUCGAGAGACGAUUCAGCAAGAAACAAAACACCGUUGAAGAGUUCAUUCACCUCUUCAUGAGUCAGCCAACGUUGAAAAGGCAAGACUACAAGUCUCUCAGACAGAUGUAUGACGUUGCACUUGAGGUCAUCAAUGGGCUCAAUGCUCUCAACUGUGAGGAACGAGAUGUCUGGCUUAUCUACAUCUACCUCAACAAGAUGGACGAUGAAACCAAGCUUCUCUGGGCACGUGAGAACAAGAGGUCUGAAAUUCCGACAUUUGACAAAUUCCUGGAAUUUCUCGAUGAGCAUUGCAACAGUCUAGAGUCUAUUCAGCUGAAGCCUGGUGACAGUAGCCAGCGGAAUCAACAGAAAGCAGCUGAUUCAAAGGGUGCAAAACCUAAACAACAAAUCAAAGCAGCAAAUGAGAAGCCUCAUAGCCAGAAAUCGUUUGCCAUCCGUGACUCACCAACUUGCAAGAUCUGUGCUCAAGUUGGACACAGCGUCUUCAAUUGCCCAAAAUUCAUUGGAGUCGACCCUCAACAGCGGCUGCAACUCGUCCAGGGGGCACGCCUGUGUACAAACUGCUUCAGAGCUUCACAUACAGUAGAGUCUUGCAAGUCAUCAAGUUGUAGGCAAUGCCAUUUGCUUCACAACACCCUUCUGCAUGACGCCUUUUCCACAAACGUACCAGCUGUUCACAAGCAAACAGUACCAGCAGAGGAGGUGCCUAAGGCAGUGGAAAAGCAACAACAAUCAACAGUGCCUCCAAGUCAGGCUGUGGACAAACAGGCCACCAAAACAAGCAUGGUGUUGGCCAGUACAAUGCAAACAUCAGACAAUUCAGAUCACACUCAAAAGGAGAUUCUUCUACCCACAAUCAGUCUGCUGGUCAUGGGGGCAGACAGAAGAUUCUACAAAUGUCGCACAUUUUACGAUUCAUGCAGUCAGCCCAAUCUCAUCACAAAGAGAUUUGCAGAAAGGGCAUUCCUCCAACUUCAGACAACAUCACUCCGUCCACUCAGAGGUGUGACACCGCAUCCAAUGGAGGUUCAGCACACAGUCACGGCCGCCAUCUACACAAAGGAAAAGAAGUUCAUUGCAUCAGUGGACUUUGUGGUCGUCGAUGAGAUCGCAGAUGUGCAACCCACAGCACUCAUAGAUGUCAGCACACUGAUCCCAUCAAACAUUCAGCUCGCCGAUCCCGACUUCAAUAUUCCGGGAAGAGUGGACAUGCUACUCGGUGCUCAGCUAUUCUGGAAAACUCUUCGACAAGGCAAUUUUGGGGAGUCUCCAGAGUUCAGGGAGACAGCCUUCGGCUACAUUGUCUCAGGGACUGUCCCAGUGAAUACAAAUAGUGAGGCCUGUUACAACGUAUGUUUUCUCACCAAGCAAGCUGAUCCUCUUCAGCAACAACUUGAGAAGUUCUGGACGAUUGAGGAGGCAGAAGAGCCACAAAUUGUUCUCUCAUCAGAAGAGCAGCUUUGUGAGAAGCACUUUUUGGAGAACACGACACGAGACGAACAUGGACGUUUCAUUGUGCGUCUUCCAACAAGGGACAAUCUUCAUUUAAUCGGGGACUCCAAGCAAACAGCUUUCAAGCGAUUUCUCUGCGUGGAAAGAAGGCUACAGCGCAAUACCGCACUCAAGGAGAAAUACGUAGAAUUCAUGAGGGAGUACGAGUCAUUGGGACACAUGCGCCCCGCUCCAGCAUCAUACACAUCCAACCAAUCUGAAAUCUACCUUCCACAUCACGCCGUUGUCAAAACAUCAUCAAAGACAACACCCGUUCGAGUUGUUUUUGACGCUUCUGCGAGGUCGUCAACAAAUAUUUCACUGAACAGCACACUCAUGGUUGGUCCCAAAACCCAAGAAGAUCUGUUUCAAAUACUGCUCAGGUUUCGCCAGCAUACCGUGGCUGUCAAGGCAGAUAUCAGGAAAAUGUUUCGUCAGGUCAGAGUCCAUGAAGACGACCAAAACAUGCAAAGAAUCCUCUGGAGGGAGUCACCUGACAAACCAAUCAUUUCAUAUCUCCUACAAACGGUCACUUAUGGCACUGCCUCAGCUAGCUAUUUGAGUACCAGAUGCAUGCAACAACUCAUUCAAGAAGAUGGUGAUGACUUUCCACUCGCUAAGGAAGCAGCAGCCAGAGAUUUCUACGUUGAUGACUUCAUGUCUGGCCAAGACAGCGUCGACAAUGCUAUGGAACUCUGUGCACAAGUUCAUAGUCUCAUGAAACAAGGAGGUUUUGAGCUCACAAAGUGGAUGUCAAGUCAUCAGGAAGUCAUUCAACAGUUCCCUCAUCAGGAUCACGAGAUUGAAACAUCACUUGGUUUGAGUCCAGACGAUACAGUCAAGGCUUUGGGCUUGAAGUGGAACCCAAGUGAAGAUAUAUUUUCAUUCGAUACCAUCCCAAGCAAUUCCAAGGUCACAAAACGGAUCAUUCUAUCUGAGAUAUCCAAGGUCUACGAUCCAUUGGGUCUGCUCACACCAGUGGUCAUCACUGCCAAGAUGUUAAUGCAGACUCUCUGGCAAACCAAAAUAGACUGGGAUAGUGAUAUCGAAGAUCCAGAUAUUCUUCAACGAUGGACAGAAUAUCAACAGAGCAUUCGUGAUAUUUCUCAAAUAUCCAUACCACGAUGCAUCACACCACACUCAGCAACACACACAACGCAGUUGAUUGCUUUUUCUGAUGCCUCAAUCAAGGGUUACGCGGCAUGCAUAUACAUACGCACAGUGACACCAGAUGGCGAAGAGAGUUGCAGACUUCUGUGCGCAAAGAGCAGGGUAGCGCCAAUCAAACAAGUCACUAUCCCUCGCUUAGAGUUGUGUGGAGCAGUGCUCGCAGUGAAACUGAUUCGUGUCGUACAACAAUCUCUGACUCGCAAAAUUGAUUCCAUCCAUGCAUACACGGAUUCCAUGAUUGUUCUUCACUGGUUAGCUGCCGAAAAUCCACGAAAAUGGAAGACAUUCGUAGCAAAUAGAGUGUCAGACAUUCAGGGAACGCUAUCAAGAGAACAUUGGGAUUAUGUUCCUUCAGAACACAAUCCUGCGGACAUUGCGUCCAGAGGUACUACAGCCAGCGAACUUGCAAAUCAUUCACUUUGGUGGCAUGGACCCGAUCUCAGUGUGUGUGGUAUUCAGGAGUUUCAAGAGCGCUUUCCAGAGGACGAAGUGGAACUCGAACAACGAGUCUUCCUCACCACGAAGAAGAACAACAGAUUCUGGGAAAUCAUCAAUCAAUACUCACGAUUCACGAAAAUUGUCAGGGUUUUGGCUUACUGCAAAAGGUUCAUUCAUAACAAGUUUCUCUGCAAGCGGGACAAUUCUGAAAGAAUCACUGGGCCACUGACAGUUGACGAAUUACACAAUACGAAGUUGCAAAUCAUCAAGGCUUCCCAGCAACAAUCUUUCCCAGAAGACAUUCAUCACUUGAAACAAGGCAAGGAGCUCUCAAAAGCAUCACGCAUCAAGAGUCUCGCCCCAUUCCUUGACGAAGAAGGAAUUCUCAGAGUAGGCGGCAGGAUCCACAAGGCGAAUCUCAACUACGAGCAGAAGCAUCAAAUCCUCCUUCAUGACAAACAUCACUUGACGGACUUGAUUGCUGAAAAACAUCAUGCAGAGAAUCUCCAUGGUGGUCACCAGCUCGUGUUGGCUUCAAUCAGACAGCAGUUUUGGCCACUCAGAGGUCUCGACGUCGUCAAAAGGGCAGCCAGAAAAUGCAUCACUUGUUUCAAGUGCAAACCUCAACUCAGUCAUCAGCUGAUGGGUAACCUUCCAGCAGAAAGGAUUCAAUACACUCGACCAUUCAGCCGUGUUGGAAUUGACUUCUGUGGCCCGUUCUUCAUCAAACCACCACUUCGACGGUCUGCUGUGGUCAAGGUCUACGUGGCAGUUUAUGUGUGUUUCGUGACCAGAGCCGUUCAUCUCGAACUGGUUCACGAUCUCACAUCCGAAGCAUUCAUCGCCUCACUUCGUCGUUUUUGCGCACGCAGGGGUAAACCAAGUGACAUCUUUUGUGACAACGCAAAAAACUUCGUUGGAGCGGCAAAACAAAUCUCAGACAUUCACCAACUUCUCCGAGACGAGAAGAUCCAGACUUCAAUCUCAACAGAUUCUGCACAGCAAGGAAUCCGAUUUCACUUCAUACCUCCACGCAGUCCGCAUUUUGGAGGAAUUUGGGAAACUGCUGUGAAGAGUUUCAAGUCACACCUGAAAAGAGUUGCUGGAAACGUAGUUUUUACCUUGGAGUCUCUGGAGACAAUCAUUGUGGAGAUAGAAGCCUGUCUCAAUUCACGUCCGUUGUGUCCAAUGUCCAACGAUCCCCAGGACUUCACAGCGCUCACACCAGGGCACUUUAUAGUUGGGACAGCACUCAAUACCUUACCUAGCCAGGACUUGACUUACAUUCAACAAAACCGGCUCUCCAAAUGGCGUCUGAACGAGCAAAUCCUUCAACACUUUUGGAAGCGCUGGCAUCGAGAAAUCCUCACUUCUAUGCAACAGCGUAAGAAGUGGCAACAGGAACGUCCAAACAUCGAGAAAGGGGACCUCGUCAUCAUUCAAGAGGACAACAUUCCACCUUUGAAGUGGCCUCUAGGAAGAGUUGUCGACGUCCACCCGGGAGCGGACAACAGAGUUCGCGUUGCUGCAGUCCAGACACAGGAUGGAAUUUACAAGAGGGCCAUCACCCGUCUUGCGGUUCUACCUACAGGACAAGAAGGUCUGGAGUCUGAACACAGUCCAGAGGGGGCAGAAUGGUACCGUACUGACGGUUGCCAUUUGAAUGGUUCAUCCGAAAUGGCGGAUUCCGAAGCGGCGAAUUUCGGAAGCGACUGA